AUGUUCACCGCCCACCCAAGUCAGUUUAACCCCCGUCGACCAACAUUUCACGUUGUCAACUUCACAACUUUCAGCGUCAACAACAAAAUGGCGCCACCUGCACCUGCAUCAGCACUCCAUCGCCACCAGUCUUCCCUCGAAGGAAUCUUGGACUUUUCAUCGCAGCCUCCUCUGGAUCCAGCUCACCGCGCCUCUGCUAAGCGCCGGUUUGACCAAAUCAUCAACCACUUUGAAAGCGAAGGCAUUAGACCAGGUCGCGACAAGUACGACCGCGUCAAACUGGUCAGCCUAACAUAUGACCACUCGACAAGCGAGAAGUCUAAAGAUAGAUUACUGGCUGCUUUCUUUGCGUUUGCAGGACUGUCAAUAACCGCAGAUGAAGACAUCAGCUUUGAAGACCCCACCCCAUCAACCAAAAAAACACCCCAGCCUUCACCGGCAUCUCAUUCAGCCGUUACGAGUACGCAACGCCAAGGACAUAUCUUCGCAGGGACUCCAGAGCGAAUCGCCAAUCUAAGAGGAGCCUGUCUAAUACGAGAUCGCUAUCGGUGUGUUAUAUCACAUAAAUUUGACCAGGCGGAGGCCUUGAAACGAUUCGGUUUGCAAAGGCGUGGUCAAGGUGAGGCAUGCGACCAAGAUGGCCAGCCUCUAGCAGGGCAACAGUUUGAACCCCUCGAGGUGGCACACAUCUUGCCACACUCAUUAACGCAACUUGACUCUCGCGGAGAACUGAACGCCUCGAAAGAAGCAGCGCUGGCGAUACUUAAUAUGUUCGACGACGGAGCCGCUCAUCUGAUCGAGGGAAUUGAGAUUGAUCGUCCAGGAAACGCUUUGACGCUGACUCAGCCUCUGCACACAUACUUUGGUGAUUUCAAUAUCUUUUUCAAGCCUGAGGGUACAGUUCCACACAGGUACCAUAUUGAAACCUUUCUCCCCCAAGGGUUCACGUAUGAUGUUCCUGUUACUCGGACGCUUUUUCUCACUGAAGAGAGGAACAUCGAUCCUCCUUCGUCGCGACUGCUAGCAAUUCACUGUGCUAUCGCCCACAUCCUACACCUCUCUGCGGCGGGUGAUUAUAUUGAUGACAUUCUGAGGGAUGCUGACGAGUAUGGGAUUCGACAUGAUGGAAGUACUGAGUUACAUCGUCUAGUAGGACUUCAUCUAAACAACUGGGCUGGUAGUCAAGCCCAUGGUAAUGUAAUAAUCUAACUCUCUCGACUACUAUCUAGAUAUCAAAUAAUGUAAUGUCUAAGUAAAUGUGACUUCAAUGGAGCAAUAUUGAGAUACCA
Molecule: messenger RNA, 1289 nt
Organism: Fusarium redolens
Lineage: Eukaryota; Fungi; Ascomycota; Sordariomycetes; Hypocreales; Nectriaceae
Exons: 3
Coding region: 1-1209 (402 amino acids)
Source: RefSeq, a predicted model, not a curated record